Ceratina calcarata is the source of this 4350-nucleotide messenger RNA. It is a transcript of the gene eIF3a, whose product is annotated as eukaryotic translation initiation factor 3 subunit A. Gene Ontology annotation, biological process: formation of cytoplasmic translation initiation complex; translation reinitiation. Gene Ontology annotation, cellular component: eukaryotic translation initiation factor 3 complex, eIF3m; eukaryotic translation initiation factor 3 complex, eIF3e; multi-eIF complex. The transcript has 5 exons. Lineage: Eukaryota; Metazoa; Arthropoda; Insecta; Hymenoptera; Apidae. Gene Ontology annotation, molecular function: translation initiation factor activity; mRNA binding. The coding region runs from base 163 to 3528 and encodes 1121 amino acids. The record is from RefSeq and is a predicted model, not a curated record.
AUAUUUCCGUAGUGGCCGCCUCUCAUCCGGUACACGCGGUCGAGGUCCGUCGUGCUUGUAAGAAACGUCGUGAAAAACCUUAAAUCGUAGAUUUUUCAAAUAAAUCCACAGGACUCCGCGAUAGCGUGUAUGGUGUGAAAUUAACUGUACUCGUGCGAAAAAAUGGCGCGAUACGGGCAAAGACCUGAGAAUGCUCUAAAACGAGCAAACGAAUUCAUAGAAGUAGGAAAACCAGCUCGUGCAUUAGAUACCUUACAGGAAGUCUUCCGGAACAAAAAAUGGACGUACAAUUGGUCAGAGUCGGUGUUGGAACCGAUCAUGUUCAAAUACUUGGACCUUUGCGUGGAACUGAAGAAGUCCCACAUAGCGAAGGAAGGCCUAUUUCAGUACCGAAAUAUGUUUCAAUCAGUAAACGUAGGAAGCUUGGAGAAUGUGAUACGCGGAUACUUGCGUAUGGCGGAGGAGAAAACGAAUCAGGCACGGAAGCAAAGCCAACAAGCGGUGAUAGAUAUAGAUGAUCUUGAUAAUCUGGCCACGCCCGAAAGUAUUUUAUUAUCCGCGGUCAGUGGCGAAGAUGCCCAGGAUCGUAGCGAUCGCACGAUCCUGACGCCUUGGGUGAAAUUUCUCUGGGAAUCAUACUGUCAGUGCCUGGAAUUAUUGAGAACGAACGCUCACGUCGAGACGUUAUACCACGAUAUCGCUCGCAUGGCCUUUCAAUUUUGUCUCGAGUAUAAUCGUAAGACUGAAUUCCGUAAGCUAUGCGAAAAGCUGCGCAAACAUUUGGAGGAGAUUUGUAAAUUGCCGGCACUUGUCUCGAACGUUUCGAUGAACAGAGCCGAGACGCAGCAGCUGAACUUGGAAACGCGGCUGAAUCAGCUCGAUUCCGCGAUACAAAUGGAACUGUGGCAAGAAGCGUUCAAAUCCUCCGAAGACGUGCACGGUAUGAUGAAUUUAUCUAAGAAGCUUCCGGUACCAAAAACCAUGGCCAAUUAUUAUCAGAAAUUGGCCAUGGUUUUCUGGAAGGCGGGCAACUACCUUUUCCAUGCUGCCGCGUUGUUUAAAUUGCUGCAGCUCUCCCGUGAAAUGAAAAAGAACAUGUCUUUGGAGGAACAGCAAAGAAUGGCCAAUCGCGUGUUAUUGGCCACCCUGUCUAUCCCACUGCCAUCGGCUCACCCCGAAUUCGAUCGUUUUAUCGAAACGGACAAGAGUCCGUUGGAGAAAGCGCAAAAACUCGCGACCCUGUUAGGACUGACGCAGCCGCCCACGAGAGUAUCGCUGCUCAAAGAUAUCGUCCGCCUGAACAUAGUAAAUCUAGCGUCCCCGCAAUUGCAAGAAUUGUACUCAUGGUUGGAAGUCGAGUUUCAUCCUCUGGAACUCUGCAGCCGUGUAGACUCCGUGAUUCAAACACUGCAGGCGGACGAGAAUAGUCCGUUGAUUCAAUAUAUUCCAGCCUUGCAAGACGUCACCCUCGUACGCUUAGUUCAUCAAAUAUCUCAGGUUUAUCAGACUAUACAGUUCGCCCGACUUUUGGAGCUCGCCAAAUUUACGACCGACUUCCACCUGGAGCGUCUGUUGGUGGACUGCGUGAGAUACAACGACAUGCAGAUAAGAAUCAACCAUGGAAAGAAGUGCGUGCAUUUCGGAGUCGAUUUGUCGGAAGCGCAAAGGGAAGAUCAUCCGGACGGUCCCGUUUUGCAAGCGAUGCCCUCCGAACAGAUACGUUGCCAACUUGUGAACAUGGCCACCGUCCUACACCGAGCGAUUAACGUGAUCAAUCCUAACAAGAAGAAGGUGGAACGUGAGAAAUUGCGAUGCGCCAUGGUGGCUCAUUACCACGAGACCAAGAUGAAGGAACACCAGAGGAUCUUGGGCAGACACAAAAUUAUAGAGGAGAGAAAGGAAUAUAUCGAACAUAUUAACACGGUUCGCGAGGAGGAAGAAAUGCGAAGACAGGAGGAACUGCAGAGACAGCAGAUGUUGGCUGAGCAGAAGAGGCUCGAGCAAGAGAGGGAGGAGCGCGAGAGGAAACGGCAGCAGAGUGAGAUUCAACAGAUCAAGGAUCGUCAUUUGAAGGAAAAGAUGCAGCAAAUAUCGCAAACUAGUCACGGUCAGAAGGUGUUGAAAAAGUUAGACGAGGAUGAGAUUAAGAAGCUAGACGCGGAACAGAUCGCAGCUCGGGAGGCGGAAGAAUUACAGAAAGAGCGCAGGGAGAUGCAACAGAAGUUGAAGUCGCAGGAAAAGAGGAUUGACUACUUGGAACGCGCGAAACGUUUGGAAGAGAUACCGCUGUUGGAAAAGGCUGUAGAGGAAAAGAUGGAAUUGGCCAGACAACAGUGGGAGCAACAGGAGGCCGAACGGAUCGCCGCGGCCAUCGAAGAAAGGCAGCAGGCUGUCGCUACUCGUGAACGCAUGGCGAGAAUGAAGGAGGAUCACGACAAUUUCAUGGCGAAGAUUCUGGCAGAACGUAAGAGUAUUUACUUGGAGAAGUUAAAGGAGUUCGAGAAGAUGUUGAAUGAGGAACGGGCCGCAAGGCUAUUGAAACGGAAAAUGGAACGAAAAGCGGAACGCAAGGCCAAAUGGGAGAAGGAACGAGCCGAGGCCAUCGAGAGAAGACGUCUCGAGGAACUACGUAUCAAACAAGAGGAAGAGAAACGACGUAUGGAAGAGGAGAGAACCAAGCGAGAAGAGGAGGAGAAACAGAGACGUGCCGAGGAAGAGGCCAAGGAAGCCGAACGCUUGGCCAAGAUCGAAAAGCAGGCAGAGAUCACAAGAGCCAGAGAAGCCGAGAUAGAGAGAAAGCUGGAGGAGGAGAGACAGAAGGAAAGAGAGUUGACGGACACGUGGCGACGUGGCGGAGAGCGCACCCAUCGCGUACAAGACAAACCAGUGGAAAUGUCUUGGCGCCGUCCUCUCGACGCGAAAGACGACGGUGUCAAGGAAGAAUCUACUCGCUGGAAGAGACGCGACGCGACGAGAGAAGCGGACAAAUGGCGAAAGGAUGAUAAGGAUGAUAGACCGAAGAAAGAUACCGUUGAUAGAUGGCGAACGACGAAAGACGACUACGAUAAGGAUGACACAAGGGACAGAGACAGAGAAAGGGAUAGGGGCGAGAGGGACAGAGAUCGGGAUCGAAUAGAUAAAGAUCGCGGUAUAGAUGGACGCCCGAUACGCGAUAUUCCGCGUGACCCGAUAUCUGAUGGACCUCGUACUCGCGGUAGAAUGCCUGAUCGUCGCGGCGGACACGAACGUCGUGACGAUCGAGAUGAUCGACGUCGAGAUGAUCGACGUGAUGAUCGUCGAGAUGACCGUCGCGAUGAUCGCCGUGAUGGUCGACGCGAGGAUACGACGCGAAAUUUCGGCAGUCAAAAUUGGCGCGACAAGAACGACGCGAUACAAAAUUCGUCUCGGGAAAUGUCGAGACGGCUCGAGAAGCGAGACGACGUUAAGGAGGAGAGACUUCCACCGAAACAAGAGGAGAGACGGCGAGCUACGGAGGACGAUGGCUGGUCCCACGUGAGCCGGCGUUAACGAUUGGACCUCGACAACUACCCAUAGAAGCAUCAAGUUAAUCAUAAUUCGAGAACAGUGCAUAAUACGCAGUUAGACAAUUUGCCUGACAACCACAGAUGGGCCCAACUUAUACUGUUUUGUGCACCACUUGAUUUCUCUCCAAACCGUGCUCUCGUAAUAAUAACUGUAAACAGGAAACAAAAGCACAAAGAUCGAUCGAUGGGUCAUAUAGCUAAUUCACGCGUGCAUCGCGAGAAACUAUUAAUGAAACUUGAUACUAUUAACAAACGAGAAUAAGAUUUUUGUUUUUAUGAUUUUUGUAAGCCGUGCGAAAUGAAUUUUCUAAAUCUCGACCGCGCUGCGUUAUAUGUAUCUGUAAAAAAUAAACAAAACAGAAUACGAAAAGCUCACAGUAUACAUACGACGCAAGAACCUAUGUACAGAGCAUGAAGGGUUUCGAAUCAUUCGAGUCGAUUUGGCUAGACUGAUCCUAAUUACCGGACGUUCGAAGUCUCAAAGGGUUGAAUAAAAUUUUCUCGUAUCCCAGUAAUUACGCUAAGUUUUUUUUAUAAAACCGACGUAGAUUAUUUUCCUGGGAAAGAUACGAUCAUGUGAAUUCAAAGGAUCUAUCGACCUUCCGCACAGAUCCGAAACAACGAUUUUUUUAAAGCUUGUACGAUAAUGCGUAAGAAUUUUGAGAUGAACGUAAGAAUAAACCUCUGAACCAUUGGUAUAAAUGCAGAUCUACGCAUCUCAUCCGUAUUGUCUUUUUAAUUGUUUUAUUACAUUUAUGAUAUAGUUAAUAAUUAAGAUACUACAUAAUAAAUAAAUCACUACAGA